ACAUAACACACUGCCCUCCAAAGUCACGCACGAGGAUUUUUUUUUUUUACAACUUUUUAUGUUGCGUCUUGUCGAUAUUUUCAUAGCGACGCGACCUGCCGGGGACGCAGGAACAGGUCCAGGAGGAACCAGAAGUGUGUUUUUGUCCUGAGAGGCCAGAGCAGACCAGGCUGCGUUCAGGGCCAGUCCACCCAACCGGCCCUGUUUGUUCGUCGACAUCGGAACAUCGGAUUAUAUCUGCAGCAGAAGAGAGGAGAGAAUUUUGUAUCCAGGAUGGAGAGAAUUCCAAAUCACACAGAGUUCAUAAGCAUUUCUGUUCGGGAUCCAAAGCUCCAUAAAGAUGACCACUGGCGCACACACAUAGACUAUGAGAUCUGUUUACAAACCAAUAGCAUGUGUUUCCGAAAGAAGGCUUCCUGUGCGAGGCGGCGAUACACCGAGUUCGUUUGGCUGCGUCAGUGUCUGGAGCGAAACGCUCUCGUCAUGGAAUUGCCCAAGUUGCCACCUUGGAACCCCUUUUUCAGUCUGAAAAACCAAGCACAAGUUGCCCAGAGGAUGAAAGGCUUGGAAGAAUUCUUAGAGAAUGUUCUUCAAACUCCCAUUUUAUUAUCGGAUAGUCGACUCCAUCUGUUCCUUCAAUCAGACCUCAGCACUGCAAGAAUUGAGAGGUGUGUUCUUGGAAGGACUAGGUAUACAGUGGCUGAAGCCAUUCAGCGUUCCAGCAGGGGUUGCAUCAGUAGUCCUGAGGACAAGCUGUCCAGUGACUCAGAUUGUGAAAGCUCUGCAUCAUCAGGCCUGGGACUAAGCAUUGAUACUGCCACGCGAGACAGUCCCCUCCCUUUCCUCCAUUCAUCGGAAGGAGAGCCAUAGCUGCUGAGCUGUCUCUCAGGGGCCCAUCUCAAUCGUUGGAGGUUAAUAUGAAGAAAAUGUAAAGUGCCUUCGGUCUGGAAGUACGUCACUGUAUGGGGAAAAAGCCAGAGAGCUUUUACCAGUCUUGAUCUCCAAAGAGUCAAUUUUUAAAGUCGGCUUCACCCUCCACUUGAACAUUCAUUUUUAGUUGACUUCAAUGUACUCUCAAAUCAUUACUUCAGUUAUUUAAGUAGUGUGUGUACUUGAAAAAAAUGUUUUAAAAACAUACUAAAAUGUGUGUAAAUGUAAACAGAGUAAGAUCUAUGAAUUCUUAAAUAUAUCCUAUGUAUAUUUUAUCAUUGGAUUAAAGCUGCACUAAGGUUAUGAGGUUUUGUUUGAACUGUUAAAGAUUUUAUGACUUUUAUGAUUUGUUAUA
Molecule: messenger RNA, 1285 nt
Organism: Menidia menidia (Atlantic silverside)
Lineage: Eukaryota; Metazoa; Chordata; Actinopteri; Atheriniformes; Atherinopsidae
Source: the annotation of a GenBank genome assembly